CCAUGACCCCGCGUGAUUUUGGGCCAGUUAACAAGCCUUGCGCUCAUGCGCCCUGUCCAUCUCAAAAAACAAAGAUGAGUAACUAACAUGGCGGAGAUGGCGGACGGUGUGGCGGGGAUUUCAAAUACUUCUGAAGGGUCAACACCAUUGCAGCUUCAAACACCAGACACAAGAAACACUCCGAGUGCUUCAUGUGCUAAUCAAAAGUAUACGCCAACAUCUCGUAAAAGAUCAUGUGGGCUACGAAGACUGUCAUCACCAUUUGUUUCUCCAGUGAUGGAGCGCUGUUUUGCUUCUGGUAAUCAGGAAAAUUUUGAUACACCAAAAAGAUGUAGAUACAAUAACAGUCAAGAUCGCAAUGAGAUUCCAAGCCCUAAGGAAACUGGGCCAGCCUUACACAAGCUUCUGACUGAGAAAAAAGAUUUAAUCAAAAUGAUACAAGAAAGAGAAGACUCCUUGAGAAAACUAAAUCUUGUCAAAAUGUGUAGAAAUAAGAAUGACCUCAAGGAGCUGAAAUGUUUGAUAGACAAGUGGAGGAGAGUAAGCCAGGAAGCUGCAGAGAGACUUUUGGAAAAAAUACAACUGGAUCCCAAGCCUACGAUGAGUCAACUGUUGUUGAACUUGCAAGUGGAUAGAGAAAUUAUUCAUUACUCUGGGGAUAAUGAAGCAUUCUAUUGAGACUGAAAUAUGGGUAUAAAAUUAUGUUAAUCAACAAUGACCUGCCUGAUCACCUUCUAUUCUACUGCUGUCCCAAAUGAUGAUGCAGUUGAUAAUUGCAAGCUCUGAUAUUUAACUUUCUAGAAUAACACUACUUUAAGGACUCACUUGAAUUCUCAUCAUGAAAUUAAUCUUGGAUAGUUUUGUUUUUGCUCUUUGAUUGUUCAUUAAACUUGGGGCCACAUUCUCAGCAAUCAGAUUGAAGACUAAAAAACCAGUCACAAUACUUACUUUAUUCCUUGUUCAAACAAUCAGUGACCUGUUUACCUAUGGUCUAGAUGGUUAUUGCAAAUACAGUCAGCUCACUUUAGCAAUCACCCUUUCAUGUAGGGGGUGGUCACCUAAGAGACACAUCAAUACCAAAGCAAGAAAAUAAUUUAACCCAUUAACCCGCAGAAGUGAUUAAUAACUUCUCCUUAUAAUAUUCCUACAUUAUCUUAC
Molecule: messenger RNA, 1158 nt
Organism: Stylophora pistillata
Lineage: Eukaryota; Metazoa; Cnidaria; Anthozoa; Scleractinia; Pocilloporidae
Product: swi5-dependent recombination DNA repair protein 1 homolog
Biological process (GO): double-strand break repair via homologous recombination; positive regulation of DNA-templated transcription
Cellular component (GO): Swi5-Sfr1 complex
Source: RefSeq, a predicted model, not a curated record